This is a messenger RNA of Lentinula edodes (shiitake mushroom), 3312 nucleotides long. RefSeq names its product leucine-tRNA ligase. The record is from RefSeq and is a predicted model, not a curated record. The transcript has 11 exons. Gene Ontology annotation, biological process: leucyl-tRNA aminoacylation. Bases 1 to 3312 code for a protein of 1103 amino acids. Gene Ontology annotation, molecular function: ATP binding; aminoacyl-tRNA deacylase activity; leucine-tRNA ligase activity. NCBI's taxonomy places the organism in Eukaryota, Fungi, Basidiomycota, Agaricomycetes, Agaricales, Omphalotaceae.
AUGGCGCAACCUGCUGAAGCGUCGCAAACCAUUGAACUGGCACAGACUGGCAAACGUGAUUAUUUGAAGGCUCUUGAAACAAAGUAUCAAGAGCAAUGGGCUUCCCAGCAUCUCUUUGAAGUAAACGCGCCUUCUCCGUCAGAACUCCAGGGUUUGUCCAAGGCAGAGGCAAUGCAAAAAUAUCCUAAAUGGUUUGGGAACUUUCCCUAUCCUUACAUGAAUGGCAGCCUCCACUUGGGGCAUGCGUUUACGAUUUCCAAAAUUGAAUUCGCAGCAGGAUAUCAGAGAAUGUUGGGCAAGCGGGUAUUGUUUCCUCAUGGCUUCCAUGUAACAGGUCUGCCUAUCAAAGCUUCAGCCGAUAAGCUCGUCAGGGAAAUUGAAAUGUUCGGAGAGGACUUUGAAGACUUCGAACGCGUCCAGGCCGAUAUUAUGCGUCAAGCAGAGGCGGAAGAACCUUCCUCGUCUGAAGUUGGUGAUUCAGCCACAAUAGACAAAUCUAAGGGAAAGAAGGGAAAAAUUGUAGCCAAGUCGUCUGGUCACAAAUAUCAGUUCCAGAUCUUGUUGUCAAUUGGCGUGCCUCGUUCAGAUAUCAAAAAAUUCGCAGACCCUAUGCACUGGCUAGUUCACUUUCCUCCAAUCGCCAUAGAAGAUCAUACAGCAUUUGGUAGCCGGAUCGACUGGAGACGAAAGUUUUUGACGACGAAAGCGAAUCCUUACUACGAUGCUUUUGUUCGCUGGCAAGUAAACAAGCUGUACAAAUUAGGCAAAAUCAAGUUUGGAGAACGGUACACCAUCUACAGUCCCAAGGACGGCCAGCCGUGUAUGGACCACGAUCGGCAGGAUGGAGAAGGUAUUGGGCCACAAGAGUAUACCGCUAUCAAAUCGGAGGUCAUCGAAUGGAGUUCGGCUGCCAAAAACUUAAUUGAAGGAAAAGUUGGUGGCCGGAAGGUGUACAUGGUCGCUGCAACAUUGCGACCAGAAACUAUGUAUGGUCAGACCAAUUGCUUCGUCGGUACUUCUAUCAAAUACGGCAUCUUCGCCGUCAAUGAUAAAGUGGCUUACCUAUGCACAUAUCGCGCUGCUCGAAACAUGGCCUUCCAGGGGGUGACCGAAAUACGUGGAACUAUUGACCAGCUCCUCGAGAUUGAUGGUUCAAAACUUGUCGGUACCAAGAUUCGAGCACCUUUCUCCAUUAAUCCCGAGGUGUAUGUACUACCUAUGGACAACGUGCUGGCGACAAAGGGUACUGGUGUCGUCACAUCCGUCCCCUCCGACUCACCAGACGACUUCCAAACUCUAACUGACCUCCGCAAAAAAGCUGAUUUUUACAAGAUUGACCCAUCGUGGGCAGCGAUCGACCCUGUUCCCGUCAUUUCUACUCCGACUUAUGGCGAUCUCACUGCUCCUGCAAUUGUAAAGCAAUUGAAGAUUCAAUCUCAAAAAGAUACAAAGCAGCUUGCCGAAGCAAAAGAGAUCGCGUACAAGGAGGGUUUCUAUAGUGGUACGAUGUUGGUCGGGGAGUUCAAAGGCCAGUCUGUUCAAGAAGCGAAGCCGAAAGUACGAGAGAGUAUGAUUCAAGCAGGGUUAGCAUUCGCAUAUGCGGAACCCGAGGGUAUGGUCACCUCCCGGAGCGGGGACGAGUGCAUCGUCGCCUUGAUGGAUCAAUGGUACUUGGAUUAUGGCGAACCAAUGUGGAGAUCACAGGUGGAAAAGCACGUCGCAUCAAUGGAACUCUAUGGGCCUGAAACUCGAAAUGCAUUCGCAAAAACCCUUGCUUGGCUAAAUCAAUGGGCUUGUGCACGAACAUAUGGACUGGGGUCGGAUAUGCCCUGGGAUCCUCAAUACUUAGUCGAGUCUUUGAGCGACUCUACAAUCUAUAUGGCAUAUUAUACUGUGUCGCAGCUCUUGCAUGAAAACAGUAUCGAUGGCUCUAAACCUGGACCGCUUGGUAUAACUGCGGACCAAAUGAUAGAUGAAGUCUGGGAAUACGUGUUUUGCGAUGGACCGUGGCCUUCCUCUGCCUCACUACCGCAGGAAAAAGCUGAUGCUUUAAAACACGAAUUCAACUACUUUUACCCAUUCGAUAUUCGCUCGUCUGGAAAGGAUUUGAUCAACAAUCACUUAUCAUUCGCCUUGUACAACCAUGUCGCCAUUUUCCCUCAAGACAAGUGGCCCAUAAGCAUUCGUACGAAUGGGCAUCUAAUGUUAAAUGGUGCGAAGAUGUCCAAAAGCACAGGCAAUUUCCUAACCCUUCGGGACGCCGUGAACAAGUUUGGCGCUGAUGCAUGUCGUCUUGCCUUGGCUGAUGCUGGUGAUGGUAUUGAAGAUGCUAAUUUUGAUGAGAAGAACGGAAACGCCAACAUUUUGCGUGUCCACACCUUGUUGAGUUGGUGUGAAGAAAUGAUCAAAGACGAGGCCAACCUACGACAUGGACCACGUAACUAUCACGACGAAGUCUUCGAGAAUGAGAUCAACGACCUCAUCAAUACCACUCAAACUCAUUACGAUGCACUCAACUUCAAAGACGCUCUCAAGUUUGGUUUCUAUGAACUCCAGAGUGCACGCGAUUGGUACCGAGAAGUCACUUCUGAUGUAGGUAUGCAUGUCGACCUAGUCCGAUACUGGAUCGAAAUUUCUGCUCUUUUGGCUGCACCUAUCGCCCCUCACUUCGCCGAACACAUUUAUAUCGAGAUACUCAAGAAGCCUACAUCUAUCCAGCUCGCCCGCUGGCCAACACCCCAAAAGCCUGUGGACAGAACUCGCAUCGAGAUUGGACAAUACAUGCGCGGGACGGUCAAGAUGAUUAGAGAUGCUGAAACAGCCCUGGUGAAGAUGCUCAACAAGAAUAAAGGCAAAGGGAAGGGUGCUACAGCUUCAUUUGAUCCCAAGAAGCCAAAAAGUGUGAGGGUCUACGUGGCGACGAGCUUCCCAGCAUGGCAGGAGAGUUGCGUGCAAGCUGUGAAGGCUGCGUAUGACUCCGAGGCAGACAAGGUCGACGACGCAAAAGUGCGCGCCUUACUGACGGAAAGCGGGUUGAUCAAGAACAAGCUAGCAAUGCCUUUCAUACAAGCGUUCAAGAAACGAAUGGCUCAACUUGGCGCUCAGACUGCUUUUAGACGGACCUUGCCCUUCUCUGAAAAGGUUGUUCUUACUGAGCUUUUGCCAUACUUGAAGAAGACGCUGAGCUUGGUGGACGCCGAAAUUUUGUCCGUGGACGAGGCACAUGCUAAAGAAAACGAGGCAGGAUACAGCAAGUCUAUCAUCGAUAGCUCAGAACCAGGCAGCCCUGCAUUCGAAUAUCGAAAUGUGUAG